UUCAGAAGUGCUAAUUUUGUUUAACUUCCUGCAAUUGUUCAGCGUGUUAUUUGUAAAUAAGCUAAUCGCAGUUUACUUAAAAUGGUGUUGAAUGGAGAAACUUCAGGUGUGCCCAAAUUAACCGCGCCCACCUUCGGAAUACGCCAUUUGCAAUGUUUCAUGAUGUGCAUCGGUUUCUCGGCCGCUUUUGCGAUGCGCGUUAAUCUCUCAGUAGCCGUUGUGGCAAUGAUGGAUAACAAAGGCGCCAAUCCCGACUUUCCCGAAUAUCACUGGUCGGAGAAGAUCAAAUCGCGUAUACUCAGCAGCUUCUUUAUGGGCUACAUGAUCACGCAGGUACCUGGUGGCAUGCUAUCGCGUCGCUUCGGCGGUAAAAUAAUGUUGUUGCUGAGCUUCUUCAUAAGCAGUGUGCUAGCAUUGCUCACACCAUGGGGUAUAAGUUUGGGCGGCUGGAAGCUUUUGUGCGCUAUACGCUUCCUACAAGGUUUGGGACAAGGCACAACAAUGCCCGCUAUACAUACACUCGUCGCUAAAUGGUCACCAGUGGAAGAGCGUAGUUCACUCUCAGGUUACAGCUAUUUGGGCGCACAAUUGGGUACGGUCGUUAUAUUGGCCUCAAGCGGUGUACUGGCUUCCUCCAGUCUCGGUUGGCCAAGUCUUUUUUAUAUACCCGGCGCUGUGGGUCUCGUAUGGUCUGCCGCGUGGAUCAUUUGGGGUGCUAACUCACCCGAUGAAUGUCCUAGCGUAGGAGCAGCUGAACGCGCGCUCAUUGCUGAAUCACUGAAUAUGAAGGCGAAACAAGACGAGGGUAAACGCCCGCUACCUGUGCCAUGGCGCAAAAUCUGUACAUCGCUGCCUUUCUUGGUUACACUACUGUCGCACUGCGCCAAUUCGUGGGUAUUUUGGACGCUACUCACACAAAUUCCGUCGUAUUUGAAGAGUGUGCUCGGUAUGGAUAUCAAAAGUAAUGCACUGCUCUCGGCGCUACCUUAUUUGACAAUGUUACUUUUGGGUCUGGCCUUCUGUCCACUGGCCAAUUACUUGGAGAAGAGCAAUCGCAUUAGUGCCACAACAAGUCGUAAGCUCUUCAACUCAAUUGGUCUAUGGGUGCCGGUCAUAACGCUGAUUUGGUUGGGUUACAUGACGCGCGAGCAGACCGAUUUAGCCGUCAUUUUGCUGACAUUCACAGUGGGCAUCAGUGCGGCAACGCACUUGGGCUUCCAAGUCAAUCAUAUUGAUUUGACGCCAAACUUUGCUGGCACCCUCGUGGGCAUGACAAAUUCGGCGUCACAAGUCGCAAGCAGCAUAGCGCCACUGGUGGUGGGCUACGUCGUCACAGAUACGAAAAAUCCGGAACAGUGGCGCGUUAUAUUUUUCAUAGCCGCCUUCAUCAGCUUUUUCGGCAAUUUGCUCUUCGUUUUCUUUGGCACAGCCAAAGUGCAAUCAUGGAAUGAUGAGCAACCGGGGAAGGUCUAUGAAUUGAAGCCACUUAAUCAAGUAGUUAUUGAAGACUCAGAUGUGAAAGAAGAAAUUACGAAAUAA
Bactrocera tryoni is the source of this 1539-nucleotide messenger RNA. RefSeq names its product putative inorganic phosphate cotransporter. NCBI's taxonomy places the organism in Eukaryota, Metazoa, Arthropoda, Insecta, Diptera, Tephritidae. Gene Ontology annotation, cellular component: plasma membrane. The record is from RefSeq and is a predicted model, not a curated record. Bases 82 to 1539 code for a protein of 485 amino acids. Gene Ontology annotation, biological process: monoatomic anion transport; transmembrane transport. Gene Ontology annotation, molecular function: transmembrane transporter activity. The transcript has 4 exons.